CGGGAUUCCAAAGCUCCGCGCUGUGACGCGCCGCUCGCGGUCCCCGCCCUGCGGCCAGCACCCCCACGGGGGCGGGACGUGGGCAGGGCCAGCAGUCGCGGGAACCUUGAGCCCGCCUCCUCCGCAGGCUCCGCGCUGCUCGCCAUGGCCCCCGCGCUGCUGCUGGUUCCUGCGGCCCUUGCCUCCUUCGUCCUGGCAUUUGGCACCGGAGUGGAGUUCGUGCGCUUCACCUCCCUGAGGCCGCUGCUUGGAGGGAUCCCGGAGUCUGGCGGUCCGGAUGCUCGCCAUGGGUGGUUGGCUGCCCUGCAGGACCGAAGCAUCCUUGCCUCCUUGGCUUGGGAUCUGUGUCUUCUGCUACUGUUUGUGGUCCAGCACAGCCUCAUGGCUACUGAGGCAGUGAAGGCGUGGACAUCACGGUACUUUGGCGUCCUUCAGAGGUCGCUCUAUGUGGCAUGCACCGCUCUGGCCUUGCAGUUGGUGAUGCGGUACUGGGAGGCUACACCCAGAGGCCCAGUGUUGUGGGAGGCUCGGGCCGAACCGUGGGCCACCUGGGUGCCUCUCCUCUGCUUUGUGCUCCAUGUUGUUUCCUGGCUCCUAAUCUUCAGCAUUCUUCUGGUCUUUGACUACGCUGAACUGAUGGGCCUCAAACAGCCUGCCUUCAAAGGCCAGUGACUGUGGUCACCUGGGCUUGAGGAUGCUGCCCGGACCGGAGAGACCUGUGUUGGGGUGGAGUCUCAGAAGGGAUCCUGGGCCUGAUUUUCUAAGAUGGUGGUGCCAGCCAGGAAGAGGACAGAGGCAACUGAGAAAGAAGGCUUGACUCGUUUCCAUGAUGUGUCUUCUAGGUUUAUUACCAUGUGCUGGGACUGGGCGAGCCUCUGUCUCUGAAGUCUCCUCGGGCUCUAAGACUCUUUUCUCACCUUCGACACCCAGUAUGUGUGGAACUGUUGACUGUGCUGUGGGUGGUUCCCACUUUGGGCACGGACCGCCUCCUGCUGGCUCUUCUCUUUACUCUCUACCUGGGCUUGGCUCACGGGCUUGACCAGCAAGAUCUCCGCUACCUUCGGUCUCAGCUACAAAGAAAACUCCAGCUUCUCUCCAGACCCCAGGAUGGGGAAGCAGAGUGAGGAGCUGGUUCUAAGCCCUGUACUUCCUCUCCACCUCAAAAAUCAAACCCCUUAGCAUCCAGGCUGCAUCUGCUUCAGACCAGAGGUUGGAAAUCAUGCUUUGAAGGGGCUGUCCCUUCUCUUGCUUGAGAACUCAGUUCCAGGGUCCUGAUCCUGGACUCUAAAUUCAGUUUCCACCACUGGCCUUCAGAGUCUGCUUCUCACCAACCAACCAAGAAAUAAACUCAAGAGCCUCCUUUUCUCUUCAGAGCAUGACCUCCACACACACAGGGUCAGCCUUGAGCACUCCAUCCCCUUGUUAUUGGCUCUGCACCUCAGGGAUUCCCUUCCGUGUUUCCACCUCGAGGAGCUAUGUCAGGGCCUAUCUGAAAGUUUGUAGGUAAUGGCUCUUUUGUACUGCGGCUGUGUUCCUCCCCACCACUGCCUUAGUUUUUCCUCCUCAGCUCCGCGGUGCUGUCUUCUACAGCGAUAUCUCCUGUUUUUUUGUUUUUUUAACUCGGGUUAACUCGGGGCUCCCUCCUCUCCCAAAGGACAUGCGCUGCAGAAAAAUUAAAAUUUUAUACAUAUGA
This is a messenger RNA of Rattus rattus (black rat), 1693 nucleotides long. RefSeq names its product nurim (gene Nrm). The transcript has 4 exons. Bases 145 to 672 code for a protein of 175 amino acids. Lineage: Eukaryota; Metazoa; Chordata; Mammalia; Rodentia; Muridae. Gene Ontology annotation, cellular component: nuclear membrane. The record is from RefSeq and is a predicted model, not a curated record.